This is a messenger RNA of Botrytis byssoidea, 372 nucleotides long. RefSeq lists its product as uncharacterized. The record is from RefSeq and is a predicted model, not a curated record. The transcript has 2 exons. NCBI's taxonomy places the organism in Eukaryota, Fungi, Ascomycota, Leotiomycetes, Helotiales, Sclerotiniaceae. The coding region runs from base 1 to 372 and encodes 123 amino acids.
AUGUCAAGCGUUUUCCACCCAUAUGAUGCCGCGUUACGGGGCAGCCGGAUCCCAAACCCUUCGGAUCCCCCGGGUCAAGAUCAAAACCAAGAUCAAGAUCAGACGGGUGAGGAGGAGAAUAAUAAGAAGGAGAAGAGUAUUAGAGAGGAGGUUGAGAUGAAUUUGAAGGUUGUAAGGAGGGAAUUGAAUGGGGUAGAGGGCACUGUGGGGAUGAUGGAGAGUUUGUGCAGGUGUAUGUUGAGUGAGAACUUGGAGCAUAGGGGGGAGAAUAGGGGGAAUGAAGUUGAUGAGGAGGAUGAGAAGAAUAGGAUGGAUAAACUCUGGAGACGGGAAGACGGGAGAGACGAGGAGAAGAGGAAGACUAAGGAAUAG